AUGGCGUCACACCUGUAUCACUGCGUGUGCGUGUUGUAUUUUUUAAGGAUAUCGAUCGAAAUAGGGGUCUUUAAAUAUUAUAAAAUCACUACCUCAGGUUCGGCGAAGCUGGCCGUGCUCCAGGAGCAGUGGGAAAGCUGCGCCGGUGAAUGGACAAAAUCAAGCUUUUACGAGUCUAUCAAAAGUGAGAAUCGCACCCGCCGCCAAGGUUCGCGCCGUUGGAUGACAAGACAACAAGUCCGUGCAAAGUACGGAGAUAAUGCUGUUGCCGAUUUGAUUUGCGACAGCAAAUUGAAGGAUGAACAGACAAAGAAUGAACAAACCAAGCCGCAUUGGGAUUGCCCAGACGUCGAGGAAUUGCGAUUGUUCCUCAUCUGGGACAGCGAGGCAGUCGAGGAGACAGAGGAUGAGGUCUUGAGUUCAUUGUUUCAAGCCGCUGACGUCGAUAGGGAUGAUUCAUCAGCAGAGCCAAGCAAGAAACGCAAACGAGACAAGAAAAAGGACAAGAAGAGGAGGAAAAAGGGAAAGACUUCCAAGAACAAGAAGACUAAGGGCAGUAAGAAAGCAAAGAAAGACAAGAAAGACAAAGCCGGGAAGGAGAAGAAGGAAACCGAAGCCCAGAAGAAGAAAAGGUUGGAAAAGGAAGCUAAAGAGAAGGAGAAGAAAGAACAAGAAAAAAAGAAGAAGGAAGAGCGAGAGCGGUUGAGCAAGGCUAAGAAGGCAGGAGUUUUAUAUAGUACUGGUGUUUAUUCCUUUUAG
Molecule: messenger RNA, 759 nt
Organism: Durusdinium trenchii
Lineage: Eukaryota; Dinophyceae; Suessiales; Symbiodiniaceae
Source: the annotation of a GenBank genome assembly